Molecule: messenger RNA, 1822 nt
Organism: Serpula lacrymans var. lacrymans S7.9
Lineage: Eukaryota; Fungi; Basidiomycota; Agaricomycetes; Boletales; Serpulaceae
Exons: 16
Coding region: 77-1630 (517 amino acids)
Biological process (GO): double-strand break repair via nonhomologous end joining
Cellular component (GO): nucleus
Molecular function (GO): DNA-directed DNA polymerase activity; DNA binding
Source: RefSeq, a predicted model, not a curated record
GAAUACGAGCAAGGACAAGGGCAAAGGUAAAGCGAUCGAGACAGCGGUGGAGAAUGAAGUCGCGGAAGAAGUGCAAAUGGACUACGAAUUCUUGCAUGCUGCAUUCCCGGAUCGUAUAGAUGCUGGCAGGAGUUGGCAAAGACUCACAAGUGGCAGCGAGAUGGGAAAGCAAGCUCUGAAAAAGCUCCAAGUAAAGGGGAAACACCCAGACAACGGUAAAGGCAAAGAUGCGGAUCAGUUAGUGGGCGCUGGCGCUCAGAUUGAUAAUAGCGAUCUUAGUCGAAUCUCCGAUUUCACACAGGAUCUCAAGUCCAGCCAUCCUCAGGGCCCGCUCGAAAUACUUCCCGCACCGCCUUUAAAUAUAUCGACAUCUGCCAAAUGCAAUGGCUCUGGCAACGCAGAAGCUACUACUUCGACGGACAGGCGCCCUGCGGAUGAUAAAAAGGAUCCUCUAGCUGAGUUUUAUCCUCAGGCGAAAGCGGAGCGUGAUGCUGCUUGGCGAUAUGAAGAUUCGGACAUAGAAGACGACUGUGAUGAAAUAUUUCCUCCCGUAGAAAAUGUUCGUGUCAAAAAAGGUUUUACGUGCGAUAAGAAAGAGGUUCAGCGAACUGAAUGCGCCAAUCAAGAUAUCAUACACAAGCUGCAGGAACUUAUGGAACUGCACAAGUCGAAAGCCUCCGAUGAUGACCACUGGAGAGUCAUCGGAUACGCCAAAUGUAUCAGAGCACUAAGAAAUUAUCCUCGGAGAAUUAAAUCUCUAAAUGAAGCGCGGGCUAUCAGAGGUGUUGGAGAGAAAACAGCACUGAAGAUCAUGGAAAUUAUAAAGACGGGAGAUUUGCGUCGUAUCGAAUACGAAAGAACGGAGGACAUAGAGGCUACAACCAUUUUUCAAGGGAUAUAUGGUGUCGGUCGACAAAUAGCACUCAUGUGGUACGCCAAUGGCUGCCGCACACUAGAUGAUAUCAAAGCGCGAAAAGGUGGAAUAAAAGUAUCGUCUGUGCAAGAUAUUGGUAUACAGUUCUAUGACGAUAUCAAUGCGAGGAUGCCCAGGGCUGAAGCUCAGCAGAUCUUUACUCUCGUCAAACAGCAAGCACUCGCAUUGGACCCGAGACUUUUCAUCGAGAUCAUGGGGAGCUUCAGGAGGGGCAAGGCUGAUUGCGGAGAUAUCGACAUUCUACUGACACGUCCCGUUGAUGAUGGGAAGACGCAUUCUGGCCUUCUCCUUAAUCUACUUUCGUCCCUUCAUGCUGCUGAUAUAUUGACUGAGGACCUUUCUUUACCUGAUGACUUCUCUUCUUUGGAAUUGUCAUAUCGUGGGCUCUGCCAUCUCCCUGAAGAGGGGUCAAGACGGAGAAGAAUCGAUAUCCUUUGUGUGCCUUGGGAGAGGAGAGGCGCAGCUUUACUGUACUUUACGGGUGACGACAUUUUCAAUCGUGCCAUCAGGUUGAAGGCAAACGUUCUGGGAUACUCAUUAAAUCAGCGUGGUCUUUACCAUGGAGUUGUACGCGAUCCACGGGACCGACGCAUCAAAGUAUGCGAGGGAACUAUCAUAGCAUCCGAGACAGAAGAAGAGAUAUUUAAGAUAUUAGGUGUACCUUGGCAGGAGCCUCAUGAGCGUGUACGAGGAUGAGCUGCAACCCCUUGCGUUCUCUAAUAUUUGUAACUCGAAGCUUGGCAUGGAGUAUUAUGUAGUAUUAAAGAGCGCAUUGUCGCCCUCUCAAGACGAUUGCCGUCAGGUUCUGUAUAAGCAUUAUUAAUUACCAUGUCUGAAAUUGAGUUUAUGUACUCAACUAGGAUCCGUAGAACAUAUGAGGUUGUUCAA